Orycteropus afer afer is the source of this 13773-nucleotide messenger RNA. It is a transcript of the gene DNAH8, whose product is annotated as dynein axonemal heavy chain 8. The record is from RefSeq and is a predicted model, not a curated record. Gene Ontology annotation, molecular function: minus-end-directed microtubule motor activity; dynein light intermediate chain binding; dynein intermediate chain binding. Gene Ontology annotation, biological process: microtubule-based movement. Lineage: Eukaryota; Metazoa; Chordata; Mammalia; Tubulidentata; Orycteropodidae. Bases 154 to 13773 code for a protein of 4539 amino acids. The transcript is spliced from 92 exons. Gene Ontology annotation, cellular component: dynein complex.
UCGGAAGAAAGAAUAAUUCUUCCAGAUGAUGAUGAGCGGGAUCCGACUAGAAUUCGUCAUAGGGCUGGACCCCGUGGGGGACAAGAUCAAUUGGUGCUUUCUGAAGUGCUUUCUCAAUCUUCUUCCCGUCGGUCAUCCAAAUACCGCCGGAGUAUGAGUGGCAUUCCAAAUCUACAGGAAACAUUAAAAGAGAAACAGGCAAGAUUUAGAGAGGCAAGGGAAAGCCGAAAAUUGAAAAUUGAAUCUUCAUAUAAAUAUAUAUUUGAAAUCUUAGCAGAAUGUCUCAACCUGGAUAUAGUAGUUGUGGAAGAAUUAAUUUUGGAUUGUCCUUCUCUGGAAGCAUUUAGUCAUUUUUUUGUGAAAGAUGGUUGUAAGACAUUGAAAUUUUUAUAUCAGGAAGGAGAUGUACCUGGUAUAGAAUGUGGCCGAACUAUUGCUGGAGUAACUAAAGGAGCAAAAAUGAUGAGACUGUAUGUAGACAACGCAGCCCCAGAGAAACUAAAAGGACUGUGUAUAUUUUUUGUUCGCUGUCGCAAUGAUAUUACUAUAAAUAUUAAAAAUAUUCAUGAGGAAGUACUAUUUACUGUUCUGGAUGCAACAGAUGGACUCUUAAGUGGAAUUAGAAAUAUGCUGGCAAAUAUAUUUUUACCAGCUAUUCUUGCAACAAAUAACUGGGGUGCUUUAAACCAGUCCAAACAAGGAGAAUCUGACAAGCGCACUUUCACUGAAACUAUCAGCAGAUACCUUUCAUUUUUAGAUGGUGCGAGAAUAAGUAUUGAGGGAACAGUUAAAUUGAAGACGAUAAGCAAUGUUGAUUUUACCAAACUUCAGACCUUUGAAGAAGUGACAGCUGCAGCUGCCAAUUCAGAAACUGUUCAUCAGCUGGAGGAUGUGCUGAUGAUAUGGUACAAACAGAUUGAACAGGUACUUAUUGAGAGUGAACAGAUGAGAAAAGAAGCUGAUGACUCAGGUCCACUUACUGAACUGGAGCACUGGAAACGCAUGUCAGCCAAAUUCAAUUAUAUUAUUGAACAGAUUAAAGGGUCAAGUUGUAAAGCUGUCAUAAAUGUGCUAAAUGUUGCACACUCAAAAUUGUUAAAGAAUUGGCGUGAUUUGGAUGCAAGAAUCACUGAUACAGCAAAUGAAUCAAAAGAUAAUGUCAGGUAUUUGUACACAUUGGAAAAAGUAUGUCAGCCUCUCUAUAACUAUGACCUAGUUUCCAUGGCACAUGGAAUACAAAAUUUGAUUAAUGCCAUCAGAAUGAUUCACGGUGUGUCAAGGUAUUAUAACACCUCAGAGAGAAUGACCUCGCUGUUUAUCAAGGUCACAAAUCAAAUGGUGACAGCAUGUAAAGCAUAUAUUACUGAUGGAGGAUUAAGUCACGUAUGGGAUCAGGAAACACCAGUUGUGCUAAAGAAAAUUCAGGAUUGCAUUUUUCUAUUCAAGGAGUAUCAGACAUCUUUCCACAAAACAAGAAAACAGAUUUUAGAAUCCUCAGGGGAAAAAUCUUUUGAAGUUUCAGAAAUGUAUAUAUUUGGGAAAUUUGAAGCUUUCUGUAAAAGACUUGAGAAGAUUACAGAAAUGAUAACUAUUGUGCAAACAUAUUCAGCCUUGAGUAAUUCUACCAUAGAAGGAAUAGAUAUUAUGGCAAUAAAAUUCAAAAAUAUAUAUCAAGGGGUUAAGAAAAAGCAGUAUGACAUUCUGGAUCCAAGAAGGACAGAAUUUGAAACAGAUUUCUUAGAGUUUAUGGCCAAAAUCAACAGUUUAGAGGUACAAAUACAGGCAUUUAUGAGUAGUACUUUUGGAAAAAUCUUGUCUUCUCAACAGGCUCUUCAGCUUCUUCAACGGUUCCAGAAACUGAACAUUCCUUGUCUUCAACUGGAAAUAAACCGCACAAUUGAACGUAUUCUUCAGUAUUAUGUGGCUGAACUUGAAGCUACUAAGAAGCUUUAUCAUUCUCAAAAAGAUGACCCCCCUCUUGCUCGCAACAUGCCUCCUAUAGCAGGAAAAAUACUUUGGGUGAGGCAACUCUACCGCCGGAUAAGUGAGCCCAUCAACUAUUUCUUUAAAAACUCAGACAUAUUGUCAAAUUCAGAAGGUAAAGCUGUCAUUCGCCAGUAUAACAAAAUUUCCUACGUCCUGGUGGAAUUUGAGGUGGUCUAUCACACUGCCUGGGUCAGAGAAAUUUCGCAGUUACAGUAUGCUUUACAAGCCACACUUUUUGUACGACAUCCAGAAACAGGAAAGUUGCUGGUUAAUUUUGAUCCCAAAAUUUUGGAAAUUGUACGGGAAACUAAAUGCAUGAUAAAAAUGAAGUUAGAUGUCCCCGAGCAGGCAAAGAGAUUGCUAAAAUUGGAAAACAAAUUGAAAGCGGACAAACUGUACUUACAGGGUCUUCUGCAGUAUUAUGAUGAGUUAUGUCAAGAAGUUCCUACUGUGUUUGUUAACUUGAUGGCCCCUAAAAUGAAAAAGGUGGAAUCUGUGUUGAGACAAGGACUCACAAUAUUAACAUGGUCAUCUUUAACACUGGAAAGUUUCUUUCAAGAAGUGGACUCAGUAUUGAAUAUGUUCAAUCAGCUUUUAAAGAAGGUCUGUGACUUGUGUGAAAUGCAUAUUGAUACAGUUCUAAAGGAGAUAGCCAAAACAGUGUUAAUUUCCUUGCCAGAAAGUGGUGCUACCAAAGUAGAAGAUAUGUUGACCAUCAAUGAGACAUAUACAAAAGAAUGGGCUGAGAUUUUAAACCACAAAAGUAAGCAUGUGGAAGAAGCUGUCAGAGAACUUAUAUCAAUAUUUGAGAAAAUUUAUGAAGUUAAGUACAGUGGAAAAACAUUAAAACAGACACCAGAACAGCGGAAACAUGUUGUUUUUGGAAGUGAAACAGAUGAAGGUGAAAGUACUGAAUUUGAUGCUAACAUUGGGAGUGAAGAUGCUAAUGAUAAAGAAGAUGAAUUUAAAAAGGAAUGUAAAGAAGUCUAUGCUUUUUUCACUCAUCAGCUACUAGACAGUCUUCAAAAAGCCACACGGUUAUCUCUGGACACAAUGAAAAGAAGAAUAUUUGUUGCAAGCCCUUAUGGACGAAAGCGGUCAGAAGAUAUUAUUUCAUUUAUAAAAGCUGAAGUGCAUCUUGCAAUUCCUAAUGUGGUAAUGGUUCCUAGUUUGGAUGACAUUCAGCAGGCCAUUAACCGUAUGAUCCAGUUAACCCUGGAGGUCAGCAGAGGAGUAGCUCACUGGGGACAACAGCAGGUCCGUCAUAUGAAGUCUGCAAUUGUCAGUCCCACCCGUACCACUACUGACGUGACUCAUCCAAGCACAGGAAAACAGAUCAAGAGGGAUGACAAAUCUUUUGAAGAAAUUAUUCCUGCGAGGAAACUGAAGAAUUUUUACCCCGGUGUAGCAGAACACAAGGAUAUUUCUAAGUUGGUCCUCCUCCUUUCAUCCUCUGUGAAUUCUCUAAGAAAGGCGGCUCAUGAAGCCCUGCAGGACUUCCAGAAGUACAAGACUCUCUGGACAGAAGACCGAGAUGUGAAAGUGAAGGAAUUUUUGGCUAACAACCCCUCUCUGACUGAAAUCAGAUCAGAAAUUCUACACUAUGCUACUUUCGAACAGGAGAUUGAAGAACUGAAGCCUAUUAUUGUUGUAGGAGCACUUGAAUUGCAUACAGAGCCAAUGAAAUUGGCCUUAUCAAUUGAGGCUAAGGCAUGGAAGAUGUUGCUCUGUCGAUAUCUGAAUGAAGAAUACAAAAAGAAAAUGUCAGACAUGAUAACAUUUAUCAAUGAAUACUUAAAAAAAUUAUCAAGGCCUAUUCGUGAUUUAGAUGAUGUCAGAUUUGCAAUGGAAGCUUUAGCCUGUAUCCGUGAUAAUGAAAUUCAAAUGGAUAUGACUUUGGGACCAAUUGAAGAAGCCUACGGUAUUUUAAACAGAUUCGAAGUUGAAGUAACCAAAGAGGAAUCAGAAGCAGUUGAUACCUUGAGAUAUUCUUUCAACAAAUUGCAGAGCAAAGCUGUUUCUGUACAAGAUGAACUAGUUCAAGUGCAGCCAAAGUUUAAAAGCAACUUAUUAGAAUCUGUGGAAAUUUUUCGUGAUGAUGUUUCAAACUUUGCAGAGUCAUAUGAUGCGGAAGGACCCAUGGUUCCAAAUAUACCACCCCAAGAAGCCAGCAACAGGCUACAGAUAUUUCAGGCCAAUUUUGAUGAUCUGUGGAGGAAGUUUGUGACAUAUUCAUCUGGUGAGCAACUUUUUGGAUUACCUGUGACUGACUAUGAGGUUUUACACAAAACCAGAAAGGAACUCAACUUGUUGCAGAAGCUGUACGGACUGUAUGAUACUGUAAUGGGCAACAUUAGUGGUUAUUAUGAAAUGCUUUGGGGAGAUGUAGAUAUUGAAAAAAUUAAUGCAGAACUUCAGGAAUUUCAAAACAGAUGUCGUAAACUUCCAAAAGGACUUAAAGAUUGGCAAGCUUUCUUGGAUCUCAAAAAAAGAAUUGAUGAUUUCAGUGAGUCAUGUCCUCUGCUAGAAAUGAUGACCAAUAAGGCAAUGAAACAGAGACACUGGGAUCGAAUCUCUGAGUUAACUGCAACUCCAUUUGAUGUGGAAUCUGAUUCUUUUUGUCUUAGAAAUAUUAUGGAAGCACCACUUCUUAAAAAUAAGGAUGAUAUUGAGGAUAUUUGCAUAUCUGCCAUUAAAGAGAAGGAUAUUGAAGCCAAACUGACUCAGGUGGUUGAAAACUGGACCAACCAGAACCUGAGUUUUGCAGCAUUUAAAGGAAAGGGAGAGCUUCUGCUCAAAGGCACUGAGUCUGGAGAAAUUAUCACCUUGAUGGAAGAUAGUUUAAUGGUCUUAGGUUCCUUAUUAAGUAACAGAUAUAAUGCUCCAUUUAAAAAGAAUAUCCAGAACUGGGUGUUCAAAUUGUCUACUUCCUCAGAUAUAAUUGAAGAAUGGCUGGUAGUACAGAAUCUUUGGGUUUAUCUUGAAGCUGUUUUUGUUGGUGGAGAUAUUGCCAAACAACUGCCUCAGGAAGCAAAACGUUUUCAGAAUAUUGACAAAUCAUGGAUAAAAAUAAUGCAGCGAGCUCAUGAGAAUCCCAAUGUGAUUAGUUGCUGUGUUGGAGAUGAAACCAUGGGGCAACUGUUACCUCAUUUACAUGAACAGUUGGAAGUAUGUCAGAAGUCACUUACAGGGUAUUUGGAAAAGAAGCGAUUACUGUUUCCAAGAUUUUUCUUUGUGUCUGAUCCAGUUCUCCUGGAAAUUCUUGGGCAAGCCAGUGAUUCCCACACCAUACAGCCACAUCUCCCUGCAGUAUCUGACAACAUAAAUGAGGUAACAUUUCAUGCAAAAGACUACGAUCGUAUCAUGGCUGUCAUAUCAAGAGAAGGAGAAAAAAUUGUGUUGGAUAAUCCUGUAAUGGCGAAAGGUCCCGUGGAGAUUUGGCUUCUGGAAUUGUUAAAAAUGCAGAUGUCAUCAUUACAUAAUAUCAUUAGAUCUGCAUUCUAUCAAAUCAGUGAUACGGGAUUUCAGCUCUUACCCUUCCUAAAUCACUUUCCAGCACAGGUUGGGCUUCUGGGAAUUCAGAUGUUGUGGACCCAUGACUCAGAAGAGGCUUUAAAUAAUGCAAAAGAUGACAGGAAAAUCAUGCAAGUGACCAAUCAGAAAUUUUUGGAUAUUCUGAACACUCUCAUCAGUCAAACAACACAUGAUCUAUCCAAGUUUGAUAGAGUGAAAUUUGAAACGCUAAUUACCAUCCAUGUGCAUCAGAGGGAUAUUUUUGAUGACUUGGUAAAAAUGCAUAUCAAAUCAAUCACUGAUUUUGAAUGGCUAAAACAGAGUAGAUUUUAUUUUAAGGAAGAUUUGGAUCAAACUGUGGUAUCUAUUACAAAUGUUGAUUUUGUUUACCAAAAUGAAUUUCUGGGAUGCACUGAUCGUCUUGUUAUCACUCCAUUAACAGAUAGAUGUUAUAUCACUUUAGCACAGGCUUUGGGAAUGAACAUGGGUGGUGCCCCAGCAGGACCUGCAGGCACCGGCAAAACAGAAACCACAAAAGAUAUGGGAAGGUGUUUGGGAAAAUAUGUGGUUGUGUUCAACUGCUCAGACCAAAUGGAUUUCAGAGGCCUAGGGCGGAUUUUUAAAGGUCUUGCACAAUCAGGUUCCUGGGGCUGUUUUGAUGAGUUUAACAGAAUUGAAUUGCCUGUGUUAUCAGUGGCAGCCCAACAAAUAUAUAUUGUUUUGACAGCAAGAAAAGAGAGGAAAAAACAAUUCAUUUUUUCCGAUGGUGAUUGUGUUGAUUUAAAUCCAGAAUUUGGAAUCUUCUUAACAAUGAACCCUGGAUAUGCUGGGCGCCAGGAACUGCCAGAAAACUUAAAAAUUCAGUUUAGAACUGUUGCUAUGAUGGUUCCUGAUAGACAGAUCAUCAUGCGAGUUAAACUUGCAAGCUGUGGUUUUCUUGAGAAUGUAAUCUUGGCUCAGAAAUUUUAUGUUCUUUACAAACUCUGUGAAGAGCAACUCACUAAACAGGUUCAUUAUGACUUUGGGUUGAGAAAUAUCCUGUCUGUGUUGAGGACACUUGGAGCUCAAAAGAGAGCCAGACCAGAAGAUAGUGAAUUAAGCACUGUCAUGAGAGGGCUAAGAGACAUGAACCUUUCUAAACUGGUUGAUGAAGAUGAACCCCUGUUUCUCAGCUUAAUUAAUGACCUGUUUCCAGGAUUACAACUGGAUAGUAGUACUUAUGUGGAACUGCAAGCUGCAGUAGCCAACCAGGUGGCAGAAGAAGGUUUGAUUAACCAUCCACCCUGGAAUCUCAAACUUGUGCAGUUAUACGAGACAUCUCUGGUCCGUCAUGGCUUGAUGACCCUUGGGCCCAGUGGUUCUGGGAAGACAACCGUUAUAACAAUUCUGAUGAAGGCACUGACAGAAUGUGGAAAGCCUCAUAGAGAAAUGAGAAUGAAUCCAAAAGCCAUUACUGCACCUCAGAUGUUUGGCAGACUGGACACUGCCACCAAUGACUGGACAGAUGGGAUUUUUUCUACUCUGUGGAGAAAAACAUUAAAAGUUAAAAAAGGUGAGAACGUUUUCCUCAUUUUAGAUGGCCCCGUAGAUGCCAUUUGGAUUGAGAACUUAAAUUCUGUGCUGGACGACAAUAAAACUCUCACAUUAGCUAACGGAGAUCGCAUCCCCAUGGCCCCUAACUGUAAGCUUUUGUUUGAAGUCCACAAUAUCGAGAACGCCUCUCCUGCUACGGUUUCAAGGAUGGGAAUGGUCUACAUCAGCAGCUCAGCUCUCAGCUGGAGGCCAAUAUUACAGGCAUGGUUGAAGAAGCGUACCGCACAGGAAGCUUCUACAUUCCUAAAUCUGUAUGAUAAAGUGUUUGAAGAUGCAUAUACAUUUAUGAAACUAAACCUCACUCCAAAAAUGCAGCUCUUAGAGUGUAACUAUAUUGUGCAAUCUCUCACUAUUCUGGAAGGUUUAAUACCAUCCAAAGAAGAAGGCGGUAUUGCAUGUGCUGAACAUCUUCAUAAAUUAUUUGUGUUUGGCCUCAUGUGGAGUUUAGGGGCCCUUCUGGAACUGGACAACCGAGACAAGCUUGAAGCCUUUUUACGAAGCCACCAAACCAAGUUAAGCUUACCAGAAAUACCUAAAGGCACGAAUCAAACCAUGUAUGAGUUUUAUGUUACUGAUUAUGGUGAUUGGGAGCACUGGAAUAAGAAACUCCAGCCAUAUUAUUAUCCAACUGACAGUAUUCCAGAAUAUUCAUCAAUUUUGGUUCCAAAUGUUGACAAUGUUAGAACAAGCUUUUUGAUAGACACCAUUGCAAAACAACAUAAGGCUGUUUUGCUCACAGGAGAGCAAGGAACUGCAAAAACGGUCAUGAUUAAGGCCUACUUGAAAAAAUAUGAUCCUGAAGUACAGUUAUCCAAAUCUUUAAACUUUUCAUCUGCCACAGAACCAAUGAUGUUUCAGAGAACAAUCGAAAGCUAUGUGGAUAAGCGAAUGGGAAGCACAUAUGGGCCACCAGGAGGUAGAAAAAUGACUGUAUUUAUUGAUGAUAUUAAUAUGCCCGUGAUUAAUGAGUGGGGAGAUCAGAUAACUAAUGAAAUUGUGCGGCAGAUGAUGGAAAUGGAAGGAAUGUACAGCUUGGAUAAACCAGGAGACUUCACUACUAUUGUUGAUGUGCAGCUCAUAGCAGCAAUGAUCCAUCCUGGAGGUGGUCGAAAUGAUAUUCCACAACGUUUAAAAAGACAGUUUACUGUGUUUAAUUGCACAUUGCCUUCAAAUGCUUCAAUAGACAAAAUUUUUGGAAUAAUUGGCUGUGGAUACUUUGAUCCUUGUAGAAACUUCAAACCUGAAGUAUGUGAGAUGAUUGCUAAUUUAGUCUCAGCGGGCAGAGUGCUAUGGCAAUGGACUAAGAUAAAGAUGCUGCCAACUCCUUCCAAAUUUCAUUACAUCUUCAAUCUUCGAGAUCUUUCCCGAAUUUGGCAAGGAAUGUUGGUCAUAAAAGCGGAGGAGUGUGAUUCAGUUUCUACUCUCCUGUCACUUUUCAAGCAUGAGUGUAACAGAGUAAUUGCAGACAGGUUUAUAACUCCUGAAGAUGAGCAGUGGUUUAAUGCACACCUAAUUCAUGCUAUUGAAGAAAAUUUUAGCUCAGAAAUGGCAUCCUGUAUGCUUCCUGAACCAUACUUUGUAGAUUUUCUCCGUGAUAUGCCUGAACCAACGGGUGAUGAACCUGAAGAUACUGUAUUUGAAGUUCCCAAAGUCUAUGAACUGGUACCAAACUUUGAAUUCCUGUGUGAAAAACUCCAGUUUUACCAGAGACAGUUCAAUGAAAUCAUUAGAGGAACAUCUCUUGACCUGGUGUUUUUUAAAGACGCAAUGACUCAUCUUAUUAAGAUUUCACGGAUAAUUCGAACAUCAUGUGGAAAUGCACUGCUGGUGGGUGUUGGUGGCUCGGGAAAACAGAGUCUUUCGAGGUUGGCCUCUUUUAUAGCUGGAUAUCAGAUAUUCCAGAUAACAUUAACCAGGUCUUACAAUGUGAGUAAUCUAACAGAGGACUUAAAAUUUCUGUACAAAGUUGCUGGUGCUGAUGGAAAAGGCAUCACCUUCAUCUUUACUGACAAUGAAAUAAAAGACGAGGCAUUUCUAGAAUAUCUUAACAACUUGCUAUCUUCAGGGGAGAUCUCCAAUUUGUUUGCACGAGAUGAAAUGGAUGAAAUCACUCAAAGUCUGAUAUCAGUGAUGAAAAGGGAGCUACCUCGUCACCCCCCUACCUUUGAUAAUCUGUAUGAGUAUUUCAUUUCUAGAGCAAGGAGGAACCUGCAUGUUGUUCUCUGCUUUUCUCCAGUUGGCGAGAAGUUCCGUGCCCGUUCUUUGAAGUUUCCUGGUUUGAUAUCAGGGUGCACCAUGGACUGGUUUAGUCGCUGGCCAAAGGAGGCUCUCAUAGCGGUGGCCUCUUAUUUCCUUUCAGGCUACAAUAUUGUCUGUUCGAGCGAAAUUAAAAAGCAAGUUGUAGAAACCAUGGGCCUCUUUCAUGACAUGGUUUCAGAGAACUGUGAACAUUAUUUCCAAAGAUACCGCCGAAGAGCACAUGUGACCCCAAAGUCAUAUCUUUCAUUUAUAAAUGGCUAUAAAAACAUUUAUACUGAAAAGGUGAAAUAUAUCAAUGAACAAGCUGAACGAAUGAAUAUUGGUCUUGAUAAGCUGAUGGAGGCAAGUGAAUCCGUUGCUAAACUCUCUCAGGAUCUUGCAGUGAAAGAGAAGGAAUUGGCAGUGGCUUCUGUAAAAGCAGAUGAAGUAUUAGCAGAAGUCACAGUCAGUGCUCAGGCUUCAGCCAAAGUGAAAAAUGAAGUACAGGAGGUAAAAGACAAAGCCCAAAAAAUUGUGGAUGAAAUUGAUACUGAAAAAGUAAAAGCUGAGACCAAACUUGAGGCAGCUAAACCUGCACUGGAAGAGGCAGAAGCAGCCCUGAAUACUAUAAAACCAAAUGAUAUUGCCACAGUCAGAAAACUUGCAAAACCCCCACACCUUAUUAUGAGGAUCAUGGACUGUGUUCUGUUACUAUUUCAAAAGAAAAUUGACCCUGUUACUAUGGAUCCAGAAAAACCUUGCUGCAAACCAUCGUGGGGAGAGUCAUUAAAAUUGAUGAGUGCAACAGGAUUCCUGUUCAGCCUUCAGCAGUUCCCCAAGGACACUAUAAAUGAAGAGACUGUUGAGUUACUACAGCCAUAUUUUAAUAUGGAUGACUAUUCUUUUGAAAGUGGCAAAAAAGUUUGUGGGAAUGUGGCUGGUCUGCUGUCUUGGACACUUGCUAUGGCGACAUUUUAUGGCAUCAAUAGGGAAGUGUUGCCCCUGAAGGCUAACCUGGCAAAGCAGGAGGGCCGCUUAGCAGUUGCUAAUGCUGAAUUAGGGAAGGCACAGGCACUGCUGGAUGAGAAGCAAGCCGAGUUGGAUAAAGUACAAGCAAAAUUUGAUGCAGCAAUGAAUGAGAAAAUGGAUUUGCUUAAUGAUGCUGACAUGUGCCGGAAAAAGAUGCAGGCAGCUUCCACUCUCAUAGAUGGACUGAGUGGAGAAAAAAUCCGAUGGACUCAGCAAAGUAAAGAGUUCAGAGCUCAGAUUAAUAGAUACCAGAUUGGUGAGUGGGGGCUGCAGGGAUUACCAGGAGAUGACCUCUCAAUUCAGAAUGGCAUUAUUGUGACAAAGGCCACCAGGUAUCCACUCCUGAUAGAUCCACAAACUCAAGGCAAAACUUGGAUUAAAUCAAAGGAAAAAGAAAAUGAUUUGCAGGUGACAUCUCUGAACCAUAAGUAUUUUCGCACACACUUGGAGGACAGCCUUUCCUUGGGCCGACCCCUCCUCAUUGAGGACAUCCGUGAGGAGCUGGAUCCAGCCCUGGAUAAUGUAUUAGAAAAGAAUUUCAUUAAAUCGGGCACCACUUUCAAGGUGAAAGUCGGUGAUAAGGAAUGUGAUAUCAUGGAUACAUUUAAACUUUAUAUUACUACAAAGUUACCAAACCCUGCCUUUACCCCUGAGAUCAAUGCUAAGACGUCUGUCAUUGAUUUUACCGUUACAAUGAAAGGACUUGAGAAUCAGUUACUAAGGAGAGUAAUUCUAACAGAGAAACAGGAGUUAGAGUCUGAGAGGGUUAAACUUUUAGAGGAUGUUACUUUUAAUAAGCGGAAGAUGAAAGAACUUGAAGAUAACCUCCUCUAUAAAUUAAGUGCUACAAAAGGUUCUUUGGUGGAUGACGAAUCACUCAUUGGUGUCCUCCGAACCACCAAACAGACAGCCGCUGAAGUAAGUGAAAAGCUGCACGUGGCCGCAGAGACCGAAAUCAAGAUUAACAUGGCACAGGAAGAGUUCCGACCGGCAGCCACCCGUGGAAGCAUCCUCUACUUCCUCAUCACAGAGAUGAGCAUGGUCAACAUCAUGUACCAGACCUCACUGGCCCAGUUCCUGAAGUUGUUUGACCAGUCCAUGGCCAGAUCUGAAAAAUCUCCACUACCUCAAAAGAGAAUUACAAACAUCAUUGAAUUUCUGACAUACGAAGUUUUUACAUAUUCCGUCAGAGGCCUCUAUGAAAACCACAAAUUCCUCUUUGUGCUGCUAAUGACCUUGAAGAUCGAUCUUCAGAGAGGGACAGUUAAGCACCGAGAAUUCCAGGCUCUCAUUAAAGGGGGAGCAGCCCUAGAUCUGAAAGCCUGCCCUCCCAAACCAUUUCGCUGGAUCCUCGAUAUGACCUGGCUGAAUCUUGUGGAGCUGAGUAAACUUCCACAGUUUGCAGAAAUUAUGAACCAGAUAUCUCGUAAUGAGAAGGGGUGGAAAAGCUGGUUUGACAAAGAUGCUCCAGAGGAGGAAAUUAUCCCUGAUGGAUAUAAUGAUUCACUAGACACCUGCCGUAAACUUUUGCUGAUCAGGUCUUGGUGCCCGGAUCGUACUGUCUUUCAAGCAAGAAAGUAUAUUGCAGAUUCUUUGGAAGAAAAGUACACAGAACCAGUUAUCUUAAAUCUGGAGAAAACUUGGGAAGAAAGUGAUGCACGAACACCUUUAAUAUGUUUCCUGUCCAUGGGAUCCGAUCCCACUAUUCAAAUUGAUGCAUUGGCCAAGAAACUGAAGCUGGAGUGUAGAACUAUCUCCAUGGGGCAAGGACAAGAAGUUCAUGCUCGGAAGUUGAUUCAGAUGUCAAUGCAGCAGGGUGGUUGGGUGUUACUGCAAAAUUGUCACCUUGGCCUGGAAUUCAUGGAAGAACUACUAGAGACGCUAAUUACCUGUGAAUCCAGUGAUGACUCUUUCCGAGUGUGGAUAACUACCGAGCCUCAUGAUCGCUUUCCAAUUACGUUGCUUCAGAGUUCUCUUAAAUUCACUAAUGAGCCACCCCAAGGGGUACGUGCAGGUUUGAAGAGGACAUUUGCUGGAAUUAAUCAAGACCUUCUGGACAUCAGUAAUCUACCCAUGUGGAAACCAAUGCUUUACACGGUAGCAUUUUUACACUCCACUGUGCAGGAACGACGCAAAUUUGGCCCCUUAGGAUGGAAUAUUCCCUACGAAUUCAAUUCUGCUGACUUUACAGCCAGUGUUCAGUUUAUUCAGAAUCACCUUGAUGAAUGUGAUAUUAAAAAAGGUGUGUCGUGGAGUACAGUCCGAUACAUGAUUGGAGAGGUACAGUAUGGAGGCAGAGUGACCGAUGACUUUGAUAAGCGUCUGCUUAAUUGCUUUGCUAGGGUCUGGUUCAGUGAGAAGAUGUUUGAACCAUCGUUCUGUUUUUAUACUGGAUAUAAAAUCCCCUUGUGCAAAACUUUGGACCAGUAUUUUGAAUACAUCCAGUCCCUGCCAUCCCUAGAUAACCCCGAAGUCUUUGGACUUCACCCCAAUGCUGAUAUCACGUAUCAGAGUAACACUGCUUCUGAUGUUCUUGAUACAAUUACCAACAUUCAACCCAAAGAGAGUGGAGGUGGUAUAGGAGAGACUCGGGAAGCCAUUGUUUAUAGGUUAUCUGAAGAUAUGCUGAGCAAAUUGCCUCCUGAUUAUAUUCCUCAUGAGGUGAAAGCUCGUUUGAUAAAGAUGGGACAUCUUAAUUCAAUGAACAUAUUUCUUAGACAAGAAAUCGACAGAAUGCAAAAAGUGAUUACAAUACUUCGCAGUAGCCUGAGUGAUCUAAAAUUGGCCAUUGAAGGGACAAUCAUUAUGAGUGAGAACUUGAGAGAUGCUUUGGACAACAUGUAUGAUGCCCGUAUACCUCAAAUCUGGAAAAGAGUGUCCUGGGAUUCGUCCACACUGGGCUUCUGGUUUACUGAACUUUUGGAAAGAAAUGCUCAGUUUUCUACUUGGAUUUUUGAAGGGAGGCCGAAUGUGUUUUGGAUGACUGGAUUCUUUAAUCCUCAAGGCUUCCUCACAGCAAUGAGGCAGGAAGUGACUCGAGCCCACAAAGGCUGGGCCCUGGACUCUGUGACAAUCCACAAUGAAGUCCUGCGACAGACCAAGGAGGAGAUCACGUCUCCACCUGCGGAAGGUGUCUAUAUUUAUGGACUCUACAUGGAUGGAGCAGCCUGGGAUAGACGGAAUGGGAAGCUCACCGAAUCCACCCCCAAGGUGCUCUUCAUGCAGCUGCCUGUGUUACAUAUCUUUGCCAUCAACUCCACAGCACCCAAGGACCCCAAGUUGUAUGUGUGUCCUAUUUACAAGAAACCAAGGCGAACAGACUUGACCUUCAUCACUGUGGUGUAUUUGAGAACUGUUUUGUCCCCAGACCACUGGAUCCUGAGGGGAGUGGCCCUUUUGUGUGACAUCAAGUAA